Myotis lucifugus (little brown bat) is the source of this 6162-nucleotide messenger RNA. RefSeq names its product solute carrier family 20 member 2 (gene SLC20A2). NCBI's taxonomy places the organism in Eukaryota, Metazoa, Chordata, Mammalia, Chiroptera, Vespertilionidae. Gene Ontology annotation, cellular component: membrane. Bases 2764 to 4842 code for a protein of 692 amino acids. The transcript is spliced from 13 exons. The record is from RefSeq and is a predicted model, not a curated record. Gene Ontology annotation, biological process: phosphate ion transmembrane transport. Gene Ontology annotation, molecular function: phosphate transmembrane transporter activity.
GGUGGUCAGUGCUCAUCAUAGUGACUGGUCGACCGGUUGAGUGGUGGACAGGUCAUAACAGUCAUGUAGGCUUUUAUAUACAUAGAUAACAAUGAUGAGAAUGAUGGUGGGACCUAACAGUUUGUAUCUUGUGAGAGUAGUAGUAGUUGAAAAGACUGGAAAGGAUAAGGGAAGUAUUUGAAAAUGUGUCAUAUUUGUGAUUAGAGCAUAUUGGACUUUACCUAUCUUCUGAUUCUAGUGGACCAUCAUUGGCGAGGAAAAGAUUGAGAAUGCUUUGCCAGUUAGUGUUUAUAAGAGGGUUCCUUUAACUAAAGGCAUUCUGUUUGGGGAAGGGAUGAGUGGAGAGUUGUCAUCAAUGGGAGGAUGUAAGAAGAAAAAGAUGCAUGUGUUAUGUUUUGGAGUUAAUGCUCCAUUGUGUCUAACUGACUCUUGCCACCACAUGCAUCUUCAGGCACUUUCCUCAUAGUUACUUGAUAUUUGUAUGCAGCCACUUGGAGAUAAAGUAAAGAAGGGAAAGGUGUGGGGGGAACAAAGCACAAGGGUAUACAGCAAAUAGGAUAUAUUUGGACAAAAUUUAGGAGCUGGACCUUCACAGCUUCUUAUUAUGAAAACCGUUCAAAUAUGAUUGAGUGUAUGUGUUAUAUGUUAUUUAUAUACCAGAAAUAUGGAGACUAUCCCUUUAAUGUGCUUCAUAACCAAUGGAAGAUACUUAGAGUAUAUUACAUGGAAAGUUACUGAAUUUUUCUUUGCAGCCAUUUCUGUAUGUUCUGUCAUUGUUAGAAAGCUGGAGUGACCCAUAUGCCAGCAUUGGCUCCUGCUUAUAAGGCAUUUAAGCAAUGUUGUGUUUCAUCAGAUUGGAAGACAAGUCCUUCUGAUUCCUUUUUUCAAAACUUGGCUCUCACAUGGAGUGCCCUUUAAGCUUCCAGAGUACAAGGACCUUCUCUGUGUCACUCAUUGCCAUAUGCCCAGAGCCUAGAACAGAGCCUAGCAUGUGGAAGGUGCUGAGUAAAUAUUUGUGAAAAGAACAAAAAUAUAUUGGAAUCUUUUCUUUCCGCUAGUGAAGGUCCCACUCACCAUUAGGGGUAGGAACACACCCGUCUUACCCUCUCCACAGAGUCCACAGACCAUGAUGAGCCUUUGAAUGUUAGCUGUUUAUUUUAGUUGGUAGUAGUUUAGUUGGGCAAACAUUGUGUACAGCAUGAUACAUUGUGUACGUGAAACAGCAUGAUAAUUUGGAGCUAAAUAAAACAAAGUAAUAGCUAACAUUUAUGUAGGGUUUUAAAUGUGCCAGAUGCUGCCCUAGGCACCUUUACAUGUUAAUUUAUUUAACUCUCACAACAAUUCUUUGAAAUAGGUUCAUUAUAAUCCCAUUUUUCAAAUGAGGAAAUGGAGGCACAGCAAGGUAAUUAGGUCACUUGCCAAAUAUCACAACGCAAGUAGUAAGUAGGGAGACGGGAUAUGAAACCAGGCAGUCUAGCUCUGAGUUGGUGUGGUUCCUCUGCGGAGUUUUACUUUACCAAAGACAGAAGAGACAUCUAAAAGUUGACACUACCUUCUCAGCUGUAAAAGUUCAAGGUAGCAUAAAAGAUUGCUGUGACUCUGAGCUGCAGAAAUAAUGCUGCAUUUUCCAGAGAGCAGAGGUUGAUAAUGAAGUGGUUUAAGAGGACACUGUAUUUUGAAAUGAGAAACUAAAUUUUGAAUCUCAGAACUGAGUGAGGAUUAAAUGUAACUCUUUAGGUAUGGAAUUCUGAAACAGUAAUUCAUCAGGACAUAGAACAGUGACCUUUAUUUAGUGUCAGAAAACUAAUGUGAAAUAAAGUAAUAUUAAAGACACUUGCUAUCUUACUGUUUUUCUCUUUAAAACACUUACUAGAUUUACACGCUAGCAGUAGUAAUUUACCAGAAUGUGAGUGUUAUUGAUGGUUUCCUGUGCAUGUCUGUCCAUUUGCUUUGUUGUGUCAAAUCUUGAUCCAUUUUUUCAGCUUGUCUUGGGCAAUAGAGUACAUUAUUGGGGCCAAGAAGCCUCUUCAAACCAAGUUAUAUUUCUUUGGUGGGAAAAAAACCACCAUAAAAUUAUGCCAUUGAUUUGUUAACAAACCUGGAGUGAAGUCAUUUUGAAGCCACGUGGAAUUAGAUGAGAGCCCACAAACAAAAUCCAGCAAGAUGAAGAAAAAUGGUGUUCUCUGAAAGCCUAGUUUUGUAUCCCUUUGUCGGGAGCUGACAAUAUUAUUUUGGGGGUGUUGGGCAUCAACAGAGUCACUGGCUCUAAAUGACUGCACAGAUAGGGGAAUACAUACAUCACCCGACCCAGAGCUGAGGAAUCAGAGGAGCAAGUGCCCUUGAAUGAAGCAUGGGCCACAACCCUGGUUAGCAGCCAGGGAGGACACACGCUCUGCAGGCAUCUUACGUUGGAAACAGCACAAUUCGACUCCCAUGUUCUCUUUGAGUAUGAGAGAGAAUCCUAGUUUCAGCAUGUCCCCAAUAGAGACCAAAGAACCAGGAGGAGACAUCACAGCUCUCCCAGAUUGGGAGGAAAAAUAUGGAAUGUGUUUUACCGCUGACUGAACACAACCAAAUGAACUGUACUGACAGUAGUUUGAAAACCAGCAGUUAGCAGUUUGUUCAGGCUCUAACAUUGUCCAGCACUUUCCAGAGCAAACUCACUGUUUACAAGAACUCUCGGCCUUACGACAUUUAUAACCUCAAGCUUCGUUUAUUUAAAAUAUUUCUGCAAAGAAAAGUACCCAGAGCCCACUUUCCAAAAUGGCCGUGGAUGGGUAUUUGUGGAUGGUCAUUUUAGGUUUUAUCAUAGCUUUUAUAUUGGCAUUUUCUGUUGGUGCAAAUGAUGUUGCCAAUUCAUUCGGUACUGCUGUGGGCUCCGGUGUAGUGACCUUGAAGCAGGCGUGCAUUUUGGCUUCAAUAUUUGAAACCACGGGCUCAGUGUUAUUGGGAGCCAAAGUCGGAGAGACCAUUCGAAAAGGUAUCAUUGAUGUGAACCUCUACAACGAGACAGUGGAAACACUAAUGGCUGGGGAAGUUAGUGCAAUGGUUGGUUCAGCUGUUUGGCAGCUGAUUGCAUCCUUCCUGAGACUUCCCAUCUCAGGAACUCAUUGCAUUGUUGGUGCAACUAUAGGAUUCUCACUUGUUGCAAUUGGCACCAAAGGUGUGCAGUGGAUGGAGCUGGUCAAGAUUGUUGCUUCUUGGUUUAUAUCUCCACUAUUGUCUGGUUUCAUGUCUGGCGUGCUGUUUGUACUGAUCAGAAUUUUCAUCUUAAAAAAGGAGGACCCUGUUCCCAAUGGCCUCCGGGCCCUGCCGGUGUUCUAUGCUGCUACGAUAGCAAUAAAUGUGUUUUCCAUCAUGUACACGGGAGCACCAGUGCUCGGCCUGGUCCUUCCCAUCUGGGCGAUAGCGCUCAUCUCCUUUGGCGUGGCGCUGUUGUUCGCCAUUUUCGUGUGGUUCUUUGUGUGUCCGUGGAUGCGGAGGAAAAUAGCAGUAGCUGAAUUUUCUGGCCUAAGUUUUCCAGACAAUCGAUUGAACUCUCCACUUCAUUUUCUCUGUCUAGCUGUUACGUUUUUGUUUCAUUUCCAAACUAUGACUGUACUUUCUUUAGGCAAAUUACGAAAAGAAGGUGCUUUAUCGCGAGUCUCUGAUGAAAGCCUCAAUAAAAUUCAGGAAGCGGAAUCCCCCGUAUUUAAAGAGCUCCCUGGUGCCAGGGCCAAUGACGACAGCACCAUCCCUCUCACGGGGUCGGCUGGGGAGACGUCUGUGGCCCCAGAAGGCACAUCCGUGGUCAACCACCCCCGGGUGGCUUAUGGAAGGGCACUUUCCAUGACUCACGGCUCCACAAAAUCGCCCAUCUCCAAUGGCACAUUCGGCUUCGACGGCCACACGAGGAGCGACGGCCACGUGUACCACACGGUCCACAAAGACUCGGGGCUCUACAAAGACUUGCUGCACAGAAUCCACACAGACAGGGGCUCCGAGGAGAAGCCCGCCCCGGAGAACAACUACAGGUUCCUGCGGCGGAACAACAGCUACACUUGCUACACGGCGGCCAUCUGUGGGAUGCCGGUGCACUCGACCUUCAGAGCUGCUGACCCGUUGCCUGCCCCCGAGGACAGUGAGAAGCUGGUGGGUGACACCGUGUCCUAUUCUAAAAAGAGACUUCGCUACGACAGCUACUCCAGCUACUGCAAUGCGGUAGCCGAGGCUGAGAUAGAGGCAGAGGAGGGAGGUGUGGAGAUGAAGCUGGCGUCUGAGCUGGCAGAUCCUGCCCGGCCUCGAGAGGACCCUGGGGAAGAAGAAAAAGAUGAGAAAGACACAUCCGAGGUCCACCUCCUGUUCCACUUUCUGCAGGUCCUUACUGCCUGCUUUGGAUCCUUUGCACAUGGUGGCAAUGAUGUGAGUAAUGCCAUUGGUCCUCUGGUAGCUUUGUGGCUGAUUUAUGAACAAGGUGGAGUCCUGCAGGAAGCACCUACUCCCAUCUGGCUGCUGCUUUACGGAGGAAUUGGAAUCUGUACGGGGCUCUGGGUUUGGGGAAGAAGAGUGAUCCAGACCAUGGGGAAAGACCUCACUCCGAUCACGCCAUCCAGCGGCUUCACCAUUGAACUGGCCUCCGCGUUCACGGUGGUGAUCGCCUCCAACGUGGGGCUUCCUGUCAGCACCACUCACUGCAAGGUGGGCUCCGUGGUGGCUGUGGGCUGGAUCCGCUCCCGGAAGGCCGUGGACUGGCACCUCUUCCGGAACAUCUUUGUGGCCUGGUUUGUGACUGUCCCCGUGGCUGGGCUGUUCAGUGCUGCUGUCAUGGCUCUCCUUGUGUACGGGAUCCUUCCAUAUGUGUGAUUUGUCUUCUUCCAGUCAGCCAGCGAGGGAGGUUCUGGCAUGGGGAUGUGUGGGAGGCGUGUGCCCACAUUUCUCACACACACACACGUCCUGCCCACGCACGGGCUGCCUCCCAGCCAGCUUCUCCACGCCCUGCAGGUGGUUCCAGACCACAGUUCACCUAGGUGGUAGUCAUCCUCCAGAGCUAACUUAACUACUGUACAUAUCAUGUGCAUUAAACUGGUAUCGUGGUGACAUAACAUGGUGCAGUUACUUAUAUAUUAAAUACAUAUUGUAUACAUAGAAUAGGUAGCAUUAUUGCAAAUAUAUCCAAAAUGGGAGUGGAGAGAAUUGCCUAGAAUUCAAUAUUCAGCAGAUCUUUGUACAUAGUGAUUUCAGUGGCAAAUUUUGAGAACCUUUUAAAAGGAAAGUGUAGAUUGGAAAAUGCUAUUGUUCCCAUUUAACAUACUGUAAGAUAACUGAGAGAUGUAUGAUACAAAUUUGGGAGGUGUGCGUAUGUUGAAGUGAUAUUGAAUAAUAGUGGAACAGGAGUUCCCAAGUGCUUUCACUGAAGUUUGUUCAUAUACUGUGUAUUGAUUAUGUAAUAUAUCAUAAUUGCUUCUGUAAAUACUUAAAACUGUAAUUUUUAAUGAUGUGCGCUUCCUAGCUUUUUUGAUCAGAGAAUUUUUGGAGAGUACCAAAGAAGCAGGGGAAUAGUUUGCCAGUAUUAUAUUUUCAUAUUGUUUGUCUCCCCUCCUCAUGAAUCCUACCUUUAACUUGGGAUGUAGCAAUACUGCCAGGCUCUGGCCUGCCCCAGCAGUGUGUGCGGUGAGGCACCGACCCCAUCGUGUACACGUCCCACUUCCGGUUCCCUGUCCCACCCUCCCCCACCACUGCUGCCACAUGCAGGUAUCAGUCAGCCCUGCCGUGGCCGUUCAUUGUCAAUGUAGAGAAUGUACAGAGGACAUGCACUCGAGCACUACAUAUCAAGUCCAGUUCUAAUUUUCACUCCUUUCUCCCCUGCAGCCGCAGGAAUUCUUGUCUCAAACAUUGAGGCAAAUACUUUGACAUUCUAGAAAUUUGGGAGAGGGGCGGUUGAAAUAUCAGAUAAUACACUGGAUUUGAGGAUUUCCUUGAGGCCUUCACUAAGCUGAACAUCUUGAUGCUCACUGUAUCCCAUUGGAUUAUUUUUUGAUAGCGGGAGGAAGUAUGACUAAUGUUAGAGCCUGAAACUGAAAAUGCUGCUAAAAUUUUUAUAUUGACAGACAUUUUCUCGGUACUUCAUUGUGAUUUUUCAUUAAUCAACCAUAUUAAAUUUAUAAUUAAAAAAAUGCCCCUCAA